GCCAAUCGCCAUGGAAAAGAGAUUCACAGAGCGACGAGUCCUCCUCCUCCGUCCUCCUCCCUCCUGUUCCUUGUCAAUUUUUUAAUCCCACGUAUACAAUGACCCACAGUAAACCCUAAAGUCCACAACAAAACGUCCUCAUAUGGCAUCGACCCAAGUGUUCGCUUCCUUCCUUCCUUCCUCUGCCGCGCCUCAGCUGCUCUCCUCCAUUCCAACCCAACCCAACACCCUCCCCCACUCCCAUUUAAUGCUUCCCAACAGUGGCUGGCUACCUUCAUUGUUACCCUCCCCCUGCCAAUAAUUGCCCCUCGAGCCUGUGCUUGUCGCCAAUCUUCCAGUGGGAAGGUUUUGGCUAAUGUGAGCAGGGUCGGUGGAGAGGUUUGCUUGCUACAGCCUGCCAUCUUUUUGGUUGGUCUCGCCUUUGCUUUAAUCCUUUUUCUUUUUUUGUUUUUCCUUCCCGUUUUUUUUUGCCCCGAAUCUCCGUGCCACUUCACUAGUGGUUUGGGGCGAUUCAUAAUCCCUUUUUGGUUGAGAGAGGGGAUCCAAAUUCCAAAAUCCCUCCUUUUGCUGUUUUAGAGUUGGCUUGCUGUUGACAUGUACUGUUCUUGAAUGUCUGCGUCAACUUCUUGAUCUACUUGUGUUGUAAGAUAAGACCUUUUGUGAAGAUUAGGCUUCUUGGUUUUGGUGGAAGGGAGCAUUUUUUUUCUUUAUUUUUUCUAGUUGAUCCUUGGCUGUUUUGUUGGUUGACACGCUGCAGUUUGUAUGUGUUCUUCGCUCCUCUUCUUUCUUGGGUUGGUCGUGCUAGGAUCUGUGGAGGCAAAGGUUUAGUGCUUUCUUAUAUUGAUUUGUGAGAGGAGGAACAAGAUUUGACACAUUUAGGCAGAGCAAGAGUGUGGUUGGGCGCAAAGAGAGAGUGACAAGAGAGAGGAGGAAAAGGAGUCGUCCUUGACGUAGCUUGUAAAGCUCUUUGGAGGGGUUGCUUUCAUGGAUUGGGAUCUGAAGAUGCUUCCAUGGGAUUUCCCCGAACUGGGCCGUGGAUUUGAUGCCAACCUUGGCUCCGUCCUGGAUGGAUCAGGUGUUGCUGGCUUUGCUAAGCGAUUGCCAAUGAGUGGUACGGAGUGUUCUGUUGAUCUCAAACUUGGGGGAUUGGGUGACUCUGGGUCAUCAUACGACUGGAAAGAAAAACCAAAGAUAUCCAUGGUGACAACGACAACAGCAUCUUCCUCAUCUGGUCCAUUAAAGAGGCAGCGAGCCCCAAGUAAUAUAAACCAGAAUGCUUCGUGCAUGGUUGAUGGGUGCAAAACUGAUCUCAGUAAAUGCAGGGAGUACCAUCGGCGCCACAAGGUCUGUGAGGUUCAUUCCAAGACUCCUGUGGUUACAGUCGGAGGACAGGAACAAAGAUUCUGCCAACAAUGCAGCAGAUUCCAUUUGCUUGUAGAAUUUGAUGAGGUAAAGCGAAGCUGUCGCAAACGUCUUGAUGGACACAAUAGACGUCGAAGGAAACCCCAGCCAAAUUCGAUAAAUUCAGGAACAAGGUUCUCAGCAUAUUCUCAGGUCUUUCCAACUUCCACAGUGGAGCCAAACUGGGUUGGCAUCGACAAUACACGAUAUACACAUCAGACAAUACCGAAUCUCUUCGAUGGAAACCUCUCUUUUUCAAGCUCUUCUCACAUCUAUGGCAAGGAAAGAAAGCAGUUCCCUUUCUUGCAAGAGAGCGAAACCAACCUCGGCCACAUUACCACAACAGGAUCUUUAGGAGGCCAGACACAUCUUUUGGGAAGCACUCCAUCUGUUGUCAGCGGUAGCAGCAACAAGUUGUUUGCCAAUGGUCUAACCCAAAUCUUCCAUUCUGAUUGUGCUCUCUCUCUUCUGUCAUCUCCAAAUCAGACAUCAGGUAUCAACUCAAGCCCCUCCACGGUGCAAUCGGCCAAUCAGAUUUUCACAGUCCAGCCUCUUGUUGCGAGUUUGCAGUAUGGUGAUCUCUUGCAGUAUGCUCAUUCUACUUGCGAUCCAGUCAGAUACUCACGUUCAAGCAUCGAGAAUCCGAGGACUGUCUUGGUUUCAGAUGCCGGUACUCGUUGCCAGAGUAUUUUCCAGAUUGGGGAUGAAGGGUCCUCAAAUGCUACAUCUCAAACUCUUCCUUUCUCAUGGCAGUAAGCUAGCCUUGCCCUGAAGAAACACCCCAACGCCACUGAGGAAAUCUUAAUCCUUUCAUCCUCAUAUUGUCGACAUUCUUAGAUUUCUCAAUGAUCAAAUUAUGUUCGAUUCAUAUCAUCAAGACUGUUAGCCCAUCAUUUCUUAAAUCAAGGCUGUACUGAUUUUGCUAUCUCUCAGUAAUGUAUCUGAUUGUAUCCAAGCAUGAGUCUGCUUUUGGACUCUGAAAUAGUGAGAUAUCUCCUUUUCAUGUUCCAUGUCUAAGAAGACCAUCUGAUUAAGAUUGAAUAAAUCUCUAUAAUUUAUCCUUUUCAAA
Molecule: messenger RNA, 2470 nt
Organism: Zingiber officinale
Lineage: Eukaryota; Viridiplantae; Streptophyta; Magnoliopsida; Zingiberales; Zingiberaceae
Product: squamosa promoter-binding-like protein 16
Exons: 3
Coding region: 985-2157 (390 amino acids)
Cellular component (GO): nucleus
Molecular function (GO): DNA binding
Source: RefSeq, a predicted model, not a curated record